Molecule: messenger RNA, 2118 nt
Organism: Anopheles maculipalpis
Lineage: Eukaryota; Metazoa; Arthropoda; Insecta; Diptera; Culicidae
Product: chorion peroxidase-like
Exons: 7
Coding region: 1-2118 (705 amino acids)
Biological process (GO): response to oxidative stress
Molecular function (GO): peroxidase activity; heme binding
Source: RefSeq, a predicted model, not a curated record
AUGGUACCGGUGUACCGCACUUACUCUAGACGCUCGAUUGGUUUGACAGGUGUUUUCUGUGGGAUUUUCUAUGCAUUGCUGCAGGCAUUACAUCUCGCGAAUGGUGGAUUUGCCAAUUACCAGCUAAACCGGGACGCGGUGACCUACGAAGGGUACGCUAAACAAUGUGGUUACCAGCUCAAGUGUCACGGUGAUAACAGUUGUCCUUCUCUAAACGAAUUAGGAAGCUUGGGGAAAGAUGCGCUAGAGAAAGCAAUAUUUGAGCUGCUGAACAACGAAGCUGUUUCAAAUGAUCCUCGCUUUCUGAUCGAUCUCUCGGAGUUUGAUGCUGAGUUCCAUAAGACAAAGCCUAUCCAUCCUAACGAGCAGCUGGGAGUUACGCGCACUCUCACCACACAUAAGGUGCUGGAAGCUCUAACUAAGAAGUACAGCUGCUGCCAGCUAAGGAACCUUCUGGAUGGCAAGUGUUACCCGAAUGUAACGCUUCCCUGCUGUUACGGCAGUGAGGAAAUCUUUUGCGACCCGUACUACCCAUAUCGUAGCUAUGAUGGCAGCUGCAACAACCUACAGCAUCCCACCUGGGGCAAGCGUGGAAAUGCGCUGAAACACCCUAUUGCACCGUGCUAUAGUGAUCUCGUGUCGACACCUGCCCGAAGUAAAUCUGGAACUUCGUUGCCACAGAAUCGAAAGCUGCUGUCAGGGUUAGCGGAUGUGCUGCGAAAGCGAGAAAUUAAUUUCGUCUCAAACCUUAACAUGGCAUCCGUAUUUUUGAGUGAAUUUAUCAACUCCGAUAUGAUCGGACGGGCAAACAGACGUACCAAAAGGAGUGUGAAUGGUUUUCGUGGCUGUCUUGCGGAUGGUUCUGAUCGCAGUCCAUUUGUAACGGCACUCUCCAACCCAUUGCUGGUUUCUCCGAACGAUCGCUACUUCGGUCCGCUCGGUGUGCAAUGUCUGAACUUAAGCCCGCAAGAAAAAGCAAACGACAAAUGUGAACUGAAACACGUGGCGGAGCGAAACAUGGAGAGUAGCUACCUUGACCUAUCGAGCACGUACAGCGAGUCAGCGACUUAUGAUGAAUCUGGUCGGUUGGAUCUGCAGCAGUGUGGGGCCACCGCGCCAAUCAUCAAUUCGGAACCGAUAUCGGUACAGUUUUUUGCGAUUGCCGGACUAUUUGGCAAGCUGCACAAUUAUUGCGUUGAUCGCGCCAGUACAUGUCUGCAGAGUCCGGGUCCGGUAGCGGAACGGUGCCGAGCGUUUACGAUAGGCGUUUAUCAGAAAAUUAUUUUCGAGCAGCUGCUGCCGGUGCUGUUUGGUGAGGAGUUUUACGACACGUGUAACUUAAAUUGCAAGUACAAUCCACACGACGAGUCGGUGGUUUCAAUGGCUUACCGGAAUGGGUUGGGACGAUUCCAACACGUCUGGAUUACGGAAACCAUGAAAUACAAACCACAGGGACAAUCGCAAACUUUGCCCUUUAACACUUUCUUUCACCAACAUGAAAGGUUUGAUUGCUCGGGUGUGCUGGACGGCGUUUUGGAAACUCCAAUUCACAUAGGAAACUUAUCUAGUGCGAAUAUGGACAAGUUUUACACCGUCAACGGAGAACGUGGUACCUGUUUGCCCUGUAUCGAUCUGUCACGUAACCGUGACUCGGGGCUGUGUCCUUUGCUGACGUACAAACACUACCUUGAGCAGCUUAUUGGCGAGGAAACGAAAUGUUACAACACAUUCGAGGAUCUGCGCGAUAUGUUCAGCGACGAUGUGAUUGAAUAUUUUGCCAAGCGCUUUGAACAUCCCAACGAUAUUGAUUUGUUGUUUGGGAUUUUUGAUAAGAGAUUCGUUCCGGGAGGCAAGCUUCCCAGAAUUGUAGCUCAAGCGACCUGCCUCGAGUUCAAACGGCUCAAGUGUACCGAUCGGUUCUUCUACAAAUGGAAUCCGUACCUUGGGGAAGGAGCACGCCAUCUUAUCAAUGUUUUAGAUUUCACCUCACUGCUGGCGCAGUUCACGGAGAUGCAUGAUGUUCCAGUGGAACCAUUUUUCGUUGAUAGUCCAAGAGUAGCGACGAGCAGCGUUCGAGAUUACAUGCAAACUUUGGACUAUCUUUUCUGUUACCUCUAG